Pygocentrus nattereri (red-bellied piranha) is the source of this 2181-nucleotide messenger RNA. It is a transcript of the gene sucla2, whose product is annotated as succinate-CoA ligase ADP-forming subunit beta. The record is from RefSeq and is a predicted model, not a curated record. Gene Ontology annotation, molecular function: succinate-CoA ligase (ADP-forming) activity; ATP binding. NCBI's taxonomy places the organism in Eukaryota, Metazoa, Chordata, Actinopteri, Characiformes, Serrasalmidae. Gene Ontology annotation, biological process: succinyl-CoA metabolic process; tricarboxylic acid cycle. The coding region runs from base 1 to 1401 and encodes 466 amino acids. The transcript has 11 exons. Gene Ontology annotation, cellular component: mitochondrion; succinate-CoA ligase complex.
AUGGCAGCGUCCCUGAUCUGCGGCCGCUUGUCCGCCGGACUGAAGAGUUCUGGGUCCCGGACGUCUUUGGGUUCGGCCGCUAAGGUCCUUGCUGGGACCUCAGGGUUGUUCGGUAACCAUGGCAACCAGCUGUCUCCGCAGGCAACGUUGCAGCAGCAGAGGAACCUGUCCCUGCACGAGUAUAUGAGCAUCGGCCUGCUGAGAGAGGCGGGCAUCUCGGUGCCCGCCGGUACGGUGGCCAGUACACCAGAGGAGGCCUACGCUGCCGCCAAGCAGCUCGGCUCUAAAGACCUGGUAGUGAAAGCACAGGUGCUGGCUGGAGGCCGAGGCAAAGGAACAUUUGAGGGAGGCUUGAAAGGAGGAGUCAAAAUCGUCUACUCGCCAGAGGAAGCGAGGGAUAUCUCCUCGCAGAUGAUUGGCAGAAAGCUGUACACUAAGCAGACAGGCGAGGCAGGGCGGAUCUGUAACCAGGUGUUUAUCUGUGAGCGCCGGUAUCCCCGCCGGGAGUAUUACUUUGCCAUCACCAUGGAGAGGUCCUACCAGGGCCCAGUGCUGAUUGGCAGCUCUCAGGGAGGUGUGAACAUUGAGGAUGUGGCGGCAGAGAACCCAGAUGCCAUUGUGAAAGAGCCUAUUGACAUCGUAGAGGGCAUUAAAAAGGAUCAAGCAGUAAAUGUAGCCAAGAAGAUGGGUUUCCCUGAUUCUUUGGUAAAUGAAGCAGCAGAAAUGAUGAUGAAACUCUAUGAUGUUUUCAUCAAAUAUGACGCUUCUAUGGUGGAGAUCAACCCUAUGGUGGAAGACUCCUCUGGCGUUGUAAUGUGCAUGGAUGCCAAGAUCAACUUUGACUCCAACGCUGCAUACAGACAGCAGAAAGUGUUCAGCAUGCGGGACUGGAGUCAGGAGGACACCAGAGACAGACAAGCGGCUAAAGCUGACCUUAACUACAUUGGUCUGGACGGCACUAUAGGCUGCCUGGUCAAUGGAGCUGGUCUUGCAAUGGCAACCAUGGACAUCAUCAAACUCCAUGGUGGAACUCCUGCCAACUUUCUUGAUGUUGGUGGCGGAGCCACAGCGCAUCAGGUGACAGAAGCUUUCAAGCUCAUCACAUCAGACAGAAAGGUCCAGGCCAUUCUGGUGAACAUCUUUGGUGGGAUUAUGAGAUGUGAUGUCAUCGCUCAGGGCAUCAUCAUGGCUGUCUCUGACCUGGACCUGAAAAUCCCCAUUGUAGUGCGGUUACAAGGAACGAGAGUGGACGAUGCCAAGGCACUGAUCGCUGCCAGUCCUCUGAAGAUUCUGGCGUGCGAUGACUUGGACGAGGCAGCUAAGAUGGUUGUAAAGCUUUCUGAAAUUGUGUCGUUGGCCAAAGAGGCCCAAGUGGACGUGAAGUUCCAGCUGCCCAUAUAAAGAUGCCCUAAAACUACGCCCACACACCACACCUUUCUUCACGGCUCAGACCAUGAACUGUUCAAACCAUAAACUGCUCUUCUAGCUGCCGAGUCUCAUAUCACCCAUACGCUGCAUCCAGUCUUCUGUCUGCAGUUUGUUUUUGAACCUCAUCCCUGUGGUCAUCGCUGCCCUCUUUUGUGUUUCAUCAGUGCUUCCAGAAUGUAAAGACACACUUACAUGUCUGAUUUUUACUGCUUCAGUCCCUGCAGAUCAACAACGCCUCCUCUGUGCCCCCCAAUUUGUACAAUCCUGUUCUAAUCCAGUGUAACCCAGACUCAGAUUAAGCAGGUUGUCUUGGUUGCACUGAUUAGAUCAGGUCAGUGUUACUACCUGUUCUUCGCCCUCGGUUAUUUUGUUUUUGAUGUUUAUUUCCUCAUUUUAUUAAGAGAUUGACCUAUUUAUGUGGGACUGUAUUUAUAUUGAGGAAUCGUACAUUGGGGUGAAGCUUGCAGGAAGUCAUGUAUGUUUGACGCAGGUCCUCUCUCUUGCCACAGACAUGUGCACAUACACUGUCUCAUUAAAAACCCUUCCCUCUUUUUUCUCCUGCCUUUGUAGCGCCUUGGAGGCUCUUUGCUUCAGUCAGUGUUUCCAAAGAGCACGGCACUAUUUCCCACCUUGAUAAACGCACAAAUACCUUGGGGAAUCUGUGUAAACCUUAAUUGUAUUGUGUUCUCUUGGCUAUAUAUGGGAAGUACUGGUUAGCAAGAGGGAGUAAAUAAUAAAAUGUUCAGUUAUGAU